Molecule: messenger RNA, 1629 nt
Organism: Aspergillus nidulans FGSC A4
Lineage: Eukaryota; Fungi; Ascomycota; Eurotiomycetes; Eurotiales; Aspergillaceae
Product: putative MFS transporter
Exons: 5
Coding region: 1-1629 (542 amino acids)
Biological process (GO): transmembrane transport
Cellular component (GO): membrane
Molecular function (GO): transmembrane transporter activity
Source: RefSeq, a predicted model, not a curated record
AUGGCUGAUAUGCAUGAAAAACAUCCCGGCAUCGAAGCAGCCCCAGCGGAGAAUAACGAGCCUCUCCCUGUGGAGCAAAACGGUAUCCGCGUCCACCCGCAACCGACAUGCGACCCUCUUGACCCAUUGAACUGGUCGUGGUUGCAGAAGCACACUAUUCUAGCGAUUGUCAUGCUCAAGUACUUUCCCAACUGUCCCCACUGUCCCGGUACAUACCGUGUUCAGAAAACUAAGCAAAGCCAAGCUGGGUCAAGCCAGACUGACGCGCGAGUAGUAAUUGCGCUGGCUUCUACAAUCGGGGCUGCGGCCACGGAUAGCUAUGGCGGGUAUAUGGCUGCACGCUUCUUUCAGGGGUUUGGGGUCAGCCCGGGUAGCAGUGUGGGCAUGGCUGUUGUGAACGAUCUUUUUUUCGACUAUGAGCGUGGCCAGAAACUGGGUCUAUGGGUGCUGGCCAUUGAUUCUGGAUUGCUUGUUGGGCCAAUUUUCGGUGGCGUCCUCAACCUCGUGUCGGCAGCAUGGAUCAACUGGUUUAACGCCAUUCUCUUCGCCACGCUGUUGGUCCUUGAACUAUUCUUCAUGCCCGAGACACUGUAUCCGCGGGCUCUCAUGCUGACGCGGAUGCCAGUCACGAUUACCACCACAGAUUCUGAUAUUGAACAGCCUCCAGCCUUGGUCUCAUUCGAAAAGCCAGCCCCAUACGAAAACAGCACGGCCGUGACUGAAAGAGAUAUUGAUAUCCCCCGCACAAAAACCCUUCCCUUCCUCAACCUACGUCCCCUCCCAGCCCUUCCUACCGUCCCAUUUUAUACUCCGCUUGUCCGCUUCAUGUACCUCUUCACUCUCCCUACUAUCCCGCUCGCCGUGCUGGGAUACUCCUUCCUCUGGUAUUGGUGGGUUUUAUCUGUGAUCACCAUGCUCCCUGCCGCAUACCCGUCUUAUAGCCCUUCCAUCCAAGGCCUACUUUUCAUAGGCCUGCUCCUCGGCACCGUUGUCUCGGAGGUGCUGUGCUCAGGACGACUCAGCGAUGCCUUAGUGGCAAGGCUGGCGAAGAAAAACGGCGGCGUUAGGGUUGCCGAGAUGAGGAUCUGGGGCGUUUAUCCUGCUAUUCUUAUUACUGCUGGUAUGCCUACCCUGCAAUUAUCUACACUGGUCAAAAAUCAACUGGCUGACUGGGUUCGUGGUGAAGUGGGCCUCAUUCUCUUCGGAGUCAGCAUAGACAAGUCGUACCACUGGAUUCUUGGACAAAUUGCUUUCUUUCUCUUCGCUGCCGGAAUCCAGAUUGGCAAUACCAUAACCUCCAGCUAUAUUGUUGACAGCUACCCGCUCCAAUCAUCGAGCGUGAUUAUUUUCUACGCUGUCUUCUUGAAUCUGAGUGCGUUUGUUAAUCCUGUGCGUACUCUCCUCUUUCCCUCCAGCCUCACGAUUUCAACGACUAACGCUGACAACGUGAAGUUCUUCAUAACACCCUGGCAGGAAUCUGUAGGCUGGACAUGGACGUUCACCACACAAGCGCUAAUAGUAGUUGGACCUGCGGCAUUGCUUUUUGUGGCCUUGCAAAGGUACGGGGCCAAGAUCAGGGGACUCGUGGGGAUGCCGAGCUGGGUGAAUCCUGAAUAUGAUUCGAGUUAG